Messenger RNA from Monascus purpureus, 2885 nucleotides. The record is from the annotation of a GenBank genome assembly. Lineage: Eukaryota; Fungi; Ascomycota; Eurotiomycetes; Eurotiales; Aspergillaceae.
GUUGGUAUAACAAGCCGGAGGAAGAAGUGAUCCUAUCUAACCCUGGUCAUUUUGUGGAAUCCAUGCCGCUCUCCACCAUUCGUUUUCACUAAAUGCAAGCUGCCUCAACGGUAUUUGACCUUGAAUCUAUCUUGCAUACUUCGCUCCCUUCCAUCUAUCCUUUUAUUUAUUUCUGAGACGGUUCGGCCGUUCAUGGUCUCCUGCUUGCAGUUAACUCACUGGCUGAUUACCCUGCGUCUUUCAUGGAUAUGGGUUUGCCGAUCUACCUUUUGCUCCUUCGUGUCAUACGAAUGCCCGGAAGAGGUCACUAGUAGCUCGAGUCUUGUUGUUCUUUUCGGCUAACCCAUGUCUCUCUUUCAAUACUUCCCUGAAUAACUGGCUGCUAUUAAUAAUACAUAUCUUUCACUUUCUGAGCCAUUACUCUAUCCAGCCUUCUCUUGUGAGUUCCAUUUUGGUUGUUUUUCUUUUCUCUUUUCUUGCUUGGGCGAGCUUGAUAUUAGCUCCUCAUUCAUAACACAGAGUAUCAGUUCUUCUUGUCUACAUAAUAUCCGCCUCUUUAAUGUACUUUCCGGGCUCUAUUUACAGUGGAUUAUAUCAAAUCAUAUCCUUUGCAGUGCAGUCUGUUUGAGAAAGUCGGGGAAAGGAAUAGGGGAUAUUAAGAGCUACCCCUUUUUUGACCAGACACAAGUUUUCCUUGGGCUGUUAUGCGCGCUGGCUUGGAGAGCAUUUACUAAUUCCAUGAUGAAUAGCCUUGGGAGAUGCAACACUGGAGGGCAUGACAACUAUCUCAUGAACCAACAGGCCGCUUUACCUGAGCAUGAAGAUGGUAAUGAAUUCAUGGCAAACAGUCCUAAUUCAUAUAAUUUCUCCCAGCAUUCGUUCAAUUCAUACAUUUCACAGUUCAGUCCACCGUACAGCCAGCAGUCGAAUUUGACACCCAGCGCGCAUUUAUCUCAGUAUCCGUCAGGGCAUUCAAAUCAGUCAAUAUCAGUCCAGACGAGUUUACCACACCAGCCUCCGCAGUACAUUUCCCAACCUCGUUAUUUGCAGUCACCCCGGUACCUGCCUCUUCGUGAUGCCCUCGGCGAAACUGAUAUCGAAAGCCAAGAGUCUCGGAACGAGAGCACAAUGCUCUCUGAGCCAGUGAUUCCUCCAUUGGAUGGGUUCCCAGAUGUACGAGAGUUUGACCAGUUGAUGAAGAGUUAUGUCGAUGACCUGUCUGUGAAGAAACAAGACAAAGCUUUGAUUCAUGCCAGGAGAGCGCGAAACAUAAAGAUGGUUUUGAUAGAUCCUAAAGAUACUGCCAUAGAGUCUGCUCAGUUCCGGUUUUGGGUUAAGAAGAUGUUUAAGCUUCAGACGGUUGGGAUUGGGACUCCAGACUGUAGGAAAAUGGUUUGCCAUGAGGGAAAGCCAGUGGCGAUUCGGGAGAAGCUUUUUAAAAUCCUCACGAAGGCACACCAGCAGUGUCAACAUGGUGGUCGGGACAAGACAUCCGCUCAAGUUAGACGGAUUUACUCAUGGGUCCCCAAAGAGCUGAUAUCCCGUUUCGUCAAAAUUUGCCCAACCUGUCAAGUCCGCCGCGGAGGACUGCGCCUGACGCCUCCCAACUCGCGAAGAGGCUCCCCUAGACUUGAACUGAUGGCCCGUUCUCCAAAAAUAUUUUCAUCUCUUGCAUCCAGGCGCGAAUCCCUUUUUGGCGGCCAUAUAUCACUGGAGAGACCGCAAACGGAUUGUUAUGCCCAGAUGCAUAGCCACAGCGGCUGGGUGAGUAAUCAGCAAGGCGUACCUGGGCGGUCUAAUAUGGAUAGUGGUUCCUUGCAGUCUUGUGGUGACGGGACUAUCGGCACGGUCCAGGGUUCUAUUUCUUCGGUAUUGGAUCCAUUUACUGACAGUAUACCAAUGGCGUCUCAGCUCGGUUAUAGUUCCGGGUAUAUUGCUACUCAUGGUAACUCAGGUGCUCGAGGCUUCUAGUUUUAUGGGGCGAUGAACCUUACAUUUUGCUGGUUGUUAUAUGUAUGCUCCUAAUGGGCCUGUGCAUUCAAUUCAUAGCUUGUGGAAGGGAUUUGAGCAGCAGAUUGUGUGACUCUAGCUUGCUGCUUGCUGUUGCACUUUAUUGCCUGUUAUGGGCUAAGUUACAUGGUAGCAUGAUGAGGCCUUUCAUAUAUAUGUCUAUAUGACAGGAGUAUCUGGACACCUGCCCACAUAUUGUAUCCCAUCCCAUGACCACCUAAUUUUGAGAUUAUCCCUUCUUGCUGCAUGGAUUAAUUGUGUGAAGAUAGGUCCCUGCAUCAGACCUUUUCACCCCUGGGCUGUGGUAAUGUAUUUUGUUGACAAUGCAUAGAUGCUGUGCAGGCGGAAGAAAUAUCAUAGCAUUUCCCUUUUGGCCGAUUCCCCAACAUAUUUUAGCCCUAGCUCGAAUUAUUUUACAUGAAUCGGGCCCCAUAUAUCACAAUUCUCAAUCUAGAAAAAAUAGAAGAUGCUUCCAUCUAUCUAGAUAGCCAUUGACAAGAAUAUCAAGCAAGGGGAUGGAAGAUCAGUUGUCACAACCUGGUCCCCAUCAACCCGGAUCAUGUGACUUGUUCGGUUAUGUCAUAUGUUCCAUAAAGGAAAUAACAUAAUCAACCACUGAGCUGGCAGUUUUUUCACGUGUAUCAACAUUCAUCAUUCAAUACCUUUUCUUCUUCUCUACCAUAUAAAAUGCCGCUUUCUCAAGAAAAUCACCUUCAAAUGGUUAUAUCUGCCUAUAAAACUGGAAAGAUCAGCUCUCAAUUAAAAGCUGCUGAGAUACUUGGGGUCCCUAGAAGUACACUUCAAGAUCAGCUACAUGGUAUUAAUUCAUAAAAAGACACACGCCAAUGGUUAUAAACCAACCAAAUAUGAAGAAG